CGCCAUUUCGACUGAACCCACAAACAAACAUACGCUUUAUCAGAAACCAAGCAAGCUUUUAUGGAGAUGAGCCAGAGAAAGUCGUCAUCUGGCGGGUCGAUUCGAGGCAAGCUGCUGGCCAAGUCCUUGUUUGGACUCGGCAGCAAGAGCUCCAAGUCCAGAGCAGAAGCAGUGCGCCACCAUCAGAAGAACAUCGUCGUCAAUGGUUGUGGAGGUUUCUACUGUUCCACCAAUCGUCAGAGCAGUGAAGUCGCAAGCCCGCAUGCCGCAUCAAUUCAGAAGUCGGCAGCUGGCAUGGCGACUAGUGGCAGCUUUUACUACUCCUCUCCCGGCGAUGCAAACGUGGAUGCCAAGGCUGCGACUUACAUUUCUUACGUUCGAGAACGGUUCAUGGCCGAGCGGCUUGAUUCAGAGGCUUGGUGAUGGUGGUAAUAAUAAUAAUAAUAAUAAUAAUAAUAAUAAUAAUAAUAAUAAUAAUAAUAAUAAUAAUAAUAAUAAUAAUAUAGGAAAUUGAAAAAUCAACAAAGAAUUCGCUUCAAGGAUAUGAGAAAAUUAACUAGUUGUUGUAUCAUGUAAAAGUUCCUCUUAUGUCCUCUCUGUGCAUUUCUUAAUAAGUAAUCAUACUAUGAUUCCAAAUUCCAUAUAAUUAAAAAAAAAAUUGUAUUAUUUCGAAUUUCAUACAAAAACUCGUUACUGCUAGCUAGCGGUUGAUUCGCGUGUUACAAACACGUCGUUGAUGGAUCACAUGCUACACAUAUUUUUUUUUGUCUAUCGCUACGUAAUUUUCUCUAUCCAAAUCGGUCAAUCACGAUCUAUUAAGUUCCAUAUUAGCUAUUUCAUUAUCAAAACAAGAGAAUAGAGGAUUGUAAAGCUUAAUCGACAUGAAUCAAUCUUAAUAGACAUGAAUCGAUCUUAAUCACAACUAAUUAAUUUCAACAGAUAUUUAUCCAUCUUGUGAAUGCUCAUAUUGACAGAGCCUUAAUUAAUAUGGUCUAACAUUUGAUCUCAUAAAUUUUAUAAAUAUUAAAUAUCAAAGAAAAAUUGACCGAAUAAACUGUUGAUCCAGUCUGUAAUGAUGCUAAAAUAUUUUUCACUGUUGGACGACGGUUUUCCUCAAUUUGGUUCGUUUUGAAUUGGACGGUACUGUUACCUGCCCUACACUUUAUAUCCCAUCAAUUUGAAUUGAGGCCUGAUCCACAGAAAAGCUUAAUGGUAAUAUUGGGCCGCGUAUGGAAAUUAAUAAUCAUCCACUGAAGCCCAAUCAUGAAAUUUGGGAAUAAGCCCAGCAUUUAAUAUCAAGGUCAAAUACCAGCCCUGUUAUUAGUUUUUGGGCUGCGCUAGGAAAAUUAACAAUGUGACUGGCAUGGACACACGGCAAUGAUAAUUACCCACUCUAGACUAAUUUCAUCAAAUCCAAGAAAAAACAUUAUUCCGGAGAUAAAUAUGAUUCAAGUAUAGUCUUUGGAUGAGUUAUACUAACUUCAAUUACUCAUUGUGAGUUAUUUAGAACAAUAUGGUAUACACCGAGACAAGUCAUCAGAUAAUACAACUCCAUAACACAGAGACUAUCCAUCAAGUUCGUUAUGUAGUCUUCAAUUCAUCUAGUGGCAUGCAUACAAGCAAGGGAUGUUAGGGCAUCAAACAAGAUACAUCAAGUACUACAACACUGGGAAGAGCGAUUAUCAAGGCGGUUACAUCUGAUGCUUAUAGGAAUAUGAUUAAUUUAAUUUAAUUUGUUCCAAAAGGCAUAUAAAAAUAUAAAUACCCUCAUUUGAAUUUUACUCAAAGAAGUAUGAACUGUGUUUAGAAACAUUGAUCUAGAAGUCAAAAAGUGCAAUCUAUUUAUGUAUGUUGCCUUUUCGACUAUUUUUGUUUUUGGCCCACCUUUUCCAUUUCAACCUUUUAUCGACACAAAAUAUUGUAAACCCAUUUGUCAAAACUGGACUACAGUACUAGUCUACUACAACAACAUUUGGGAGAUGAUAUACAAAAGAAAACAACCCCUUAGUCGUCUCUCUCAAAGAUCCCAAACAACCCAUCAACCAAAAAUCAUAACCUAUGUUAUUGUGGUCACAUGCAUGACAUCAAACAACUAUUCUACGACUUCCCAACCUCAUUAUUUAUCACUAAUAUUUUAAAUUUAUUAAACUUUUGUUAGGAAAAAAAUAUUGCAAAUUUCAUGUCCCAAUCUCAGUGUAUCUCACAACCCCAAAUUUUGUUUCUCCUUAAAGGGACCUCAAAAUAAUCCAAAUAAGGUUCUUGACGGAAAAAAAGAAGACCCACCACUACUUACCAAUGCUACAAAGAUAAAGUCUUUCUCCUUAACUCAUUCAAAAUGGGAACAUAAAUAAGUAUACAUGUU
This is a messenger RNA of Linum trigynum, 2362 nucleotides long. The record is from the annotation of a GenBank genome assembly. NCBI's taxonomy places the organism in Eukaryota, Viridiplantae, Streptophyta, Magnoliopsida, Malpighiales, Linaceae.